UGGGCAAAACUAAUCAAGCGUGUGGAACGUUGAGCCAUGUACGGAAGCCGAACAAGGACCUGCUGGUGGAUUUUUGAAACUGACAUGACAGCUAUUUCUCACACAGAGCCAGAGCUACUUAUCGCAACAGCAAGGGGGUUCGGGAUUAUCUCUUUGCUCUAAAAACAAAGUGAGAGAUCCAAACCCUUUGCUACUAAAUACAUCUGGAUUGCAUCUGCCAUUCUGUAAAUGCUCAUUGCCACGGUACCGGUAGCUACUGCUAACAAAGCAAUUACGGAUCUGACAAAUCGGUGCGACCAGGAUGGAGUGGCAGCCGGAUGAACAGGGUUUGCAGCAGGUGCUUCAGCUGCUGAAGGACUCCCAGUCUCCAGACACAGCCACACAGAGAGCUGUGCAGGAAAAACUGGAACAGCUCAACCAGUUCCCAGACUUCAACAACUAUCUCAUCUUCGUCCUUACAAGCCUCAAAUCAGAGGAUGAGCCGACGCGUUCUCUAAGUGGUCUCAUAUUGAAGAACAAUGUGAAGGCCCACUACCAGAACUUUCCUCCUCUGGUCGCUGACUUCAUCAAGAGGGAAUGUCUCAACAACAUCGGAGAUCCCUCGCCCCUCAUCAGAGCAACCAUCGGCAUCUUGAUUACAACCAUAGCAUCUAAAGGAGAGCUGCAGACAUGGCCUGAACUCCUCCCUCAACUCUGUAACCUGCUCAACUCUGAAGACUACAAUACCUGCGAGGGUUCUUUCGGAGCACUGCAGAAGAUCUGUGAGGAUUCUUCAGAGCUGUUGGACAGCGAUGCUCUCAACAGACCCCUGAACAUCAUGAUCCCCAAGUUCCUACAGUUCUUUAAACACUGCAGCCCAAAGAUCAGGUCUCAUGCCAUAGCGUGUGUGAAUCAGUUCAUCAGCAGUAGAGCCCAGGCUCUGAUGGAUCACAUCGACACCUUCAUCGAGAGUCUGUUUGCUCUAGCGGGGGAUGAGGACUGUGAGGUGAGGAAGAACGUGUGUAGAGCUCUGGUCAUGCUGCUGGAGGUCCGGAUAGACCGACUCAUACCACACAUGCACAGCAUCAUACAGUACAUGCUCCAGCGAACCCAGGACCCAGAUGAGAAUGUCAGUCUGGAGGCCUGUGAGUUCUGGCUCACCCUGGCUGAGCAGCCCGUCUGCAAGGAGGCCCUGUCUGGUCACCUGGUCCAACUCAUCCCUAUCCUGGUGAAUGGGAUGAAGUACUCUGAGAUAGACAUCAUCCUCCUAAAGGGAGAUGUAGAGGAGGAGGACGACACCGUACCAGACAGUGAGCAGGACAUCAAGCCUCGCUUCCACAAGUCCCGCACCGUCACCCUGCAACACGAGGGAGGAGAGGGGGAGGAGGGGGAGGACCACGACGAUGACGAUGACGACGAUGACACGCUCUCCGACUGGAACCUGCGGAAGUGUUCAGCGGCAGCGUUAGACGUGUUGGCUAACGUGUUUCGUGAUGAGCUCCUCCCCCACCUGCUGCCCCUGCUGAAGGGCCUGUUGUUCCACCCAGACUGGGUCGUCAAGGAGUCUGGAAUACUGGUGCUGGGGGCUAUCGCUGAGGGUUGUAUGCAGGGCAUGGUUCCCUACCUACCAGAGUUGAUGCCUCACCUCAUCCAGUGUCUCUGUGAUAAGAAGGCCCUGGUGCGCUCCAUCGCCUGCUGGACCCUGUCCCGCUACGCCCACUGGGUGGUCAGCCAGCCCCCCGACUCCCACCUCAAACCCCUCAUGACUGAACUCCUCAAGAGGAUCCUGGACGGGAACAAGAGGGUUCAGGAGGCCGCCUGCAGUGCGUUUGCUACCCUAGAGGAGGAGGCCUGUACAGAGCUGGUUCCCUAUCUGAGCUUCAUUCUGGAUACUCUGGUCUUCGCCUUUGGAAAAUACCAACACAAGAACCUGCUCAUACUGUACGACGCUAUAGGAACACUGGCCGACUCCGUAGGACACCACCUCAACCAACCGGAGUACAUAGAGAAGCUGAUGCCUCCUCUCAUCGCCAAGUGGAAUGAGCUGAAGGAUGAAGAUAAGGACCUGUUUCCUCUGUUAGAGUGUCUGUCCUCUGUAGCUACAGCCCUCCAGAGUGGCUUCCUGCCCUACUGUGAACCAGUCUACCAGCGCUGUGUUACACUGGUGCAGAAAACACUGGCUCAGGCUAUGAUGUACAGCCAACAGCCAGACCAGUACGAAGCUCCUGAUAAGGACUUUAUGAUCGUGGCCCUGGACCUCCUCAGUGGUCUGGCUGAGGGCCUGGGGGGCCACGUUGAUCAGCUGGUGUCCCGGAGCAACAUCAUGACACUACUGUUUCAGUGCAUGCAG
Molecule: messenger RNA, 2329 nt
Organism: Oncorhynchus mykiss (rainbow trout)
Lineage: Eukaryota; Metazoa; Chordata; Actinopteri; Salmoniformes; Salmonidae
Source: RefSeq, a predicted model, not a curated record